AAGAAUCUAAAAAAAAUCCAACACCAACCUACAAAACCGUUGUUUUUUCUUUAACUUUCUCUUUUUUCUCUCUUCUGUGUUCUCAAAGUUUUUUUUCAGAUCGGAGAAACAACAAACUCCGGCGAAAUGGCGAAAUCUACCGGCGACGAUGUUGAACUCCGGCGAGCUUGCGAAUCUGCAAUUGAAGAUCCUAAGCAGAAGAUCAUCUUAUCAAUCCGUGUUGCCAAAAGUCACGGCAUCUUAGGAAAAUCUUCCAAGCUUUCUAGUCGUCAUAUGGCUAAACCUAGGGUUCUUGCUCUCUCUACAUUAACAAAGGGACAAACGACUACUGCUUUUCUUCGAGUUUUGAAGUAUUCUACGGGAGGAGUUCUUGAACCUGCAAAACUAUACAAGCUAAGGCAUCUUUCAAAAGUAGAAGUUUUAACAAACGAUCCUAGUGGAUGUACAUUUACACUGGGAUUUGAUAACCUUAGAAGCCAAAGUGUGGCUCCUCCGCAAUGGACGAUGCGAAAUAUUGAUGACAGGAAUCGUCUCCUUCUUUGCAUCUUGACCAUCUCUAAAGAUGUUUUGGGUCGCCUUCCUAAGGUCGUUGGUAUAGAUGUUGUGGAGUUGGCUCUUUGGGCUAAGGAAAAUAGAGCCCCUGUUUCAACUCAGAGUAAUGUGAAAGAUGGUGGUCCUGUUGCUUCCGCUAUGACUGAGAGAGAGUUGAAAGUCAAUGUUGAAAAAGACCUUGUCUCCCAGGCAGAGGAAGAGGACAUGGAGGCUCUUUUGGGAACGUAUGUCAUGGGUGUUGGUGAAGCAGAAGAAUUUUCUGAAAGACUGAAGAGAGAGCUCCAGGCUCUGGAAGCAGCAAAUGUGCAUGCCAUUUUAGAAAGCGAGCCUUUGAUAAAUGAGGUGUUGUAUGGGCUUGAAGCAGCAACAAAUGUUGUAGACGAUAUGGAUGAAUGGUUAGGCACAUUCAAUGUUAAACUCCGCCACAUGAGAGAGGAUAUAGCAUCGAUAGAAACCCGUAAUAACAGCUUGCAAAUGCAAUCGGUAAAUAACAAAUCUCUCAUCGAGGAGCUUGAUAAGCUUCUUGAGCGGUUGCGUGUACCUUCUGAGUUUGCAACGUGUUUGACAGGAGGUUCAUUUGAUGAAGAACGCAUGCUUCAAAAUGUAGAAGCAUGUGAAUGGUUGACUAGUGCCUUGCGCGGUCUUGAAGUGCCCAACAUUGACCCCACUUAUGCAAUUAUGAGAGCUGUUAAAGAGAAGCGUGCAGAACUUGAAAAAUUAAAAUCUACUUUUGUCAGGAGAGCUUCUGAAUUCUUGAGAAAUUACUUUGCUAGUUUGGUGGACUUCAUGAUAAGUGAUAAAAGUUACUUUUCUCAGCGGGGACAGUUGAAGAGACCUGACCAUGCUGACCUGCGGUACAAGUGCAGGACAUAUGCACGUCUUCUUCAGCAUUUGAAGAGCCUUGACAAGAAUUGCUUGGGUCCACUGAGAAAAGCUUAUUGCAGUUCUCUAAACUUGCUUCUUCGCCGGGAGGCCCGUGAGUUUGCCAACGAACUCCGUGCUAGUACAAAAGCAUCUAGAAAUCCAACUGUUUGGCUUGAAGGCUCAACUGGUUCUGGUCAGAAUGUAAAUGCUACCGAUACUUCUACAGUAUCUGAUGCUUAUGCAAAGAUGCUCACAAUUUUUAUCCCACUUCUGGUGGAUGAGAGUUCGUUUUUUGCACACUUCAUGUGCUUUGAAGUUCCUACACUUGUUCCUCCAGGUGGUGUUGUUAACGGCAACAAAGCUGGUUACGAUGAUGAUGAUGAUUUGGGAAUUAUGGACAUCGAUGAGAAUGACAGUAAAUCUGGAAAAAAUUCUGCUGAGCUUGCAGCUUUAAAUGAAUCACUUCAGGAUUUACUGGACGGAAUUCAAGAAGACUUUUAUGCUGUCGUGGAUUGGGCAUACAAGAUUGAUCCUUUACGCUGCAUAUCAAUGCAUGGAAUAACAGAACGAUAUCUUUCUGGUCAGAAAGCUGAUGCAGCAGGAUUUGUACGUCUUUUGCUUGGCGACCUAGAGUCUCGGAUUUCUAUGCAGUUCAGCCGUUUUGUUGAUGAAGCUUGCCAUCAAAUUGAAAGAAAUGAACGGAAUGUUCGCCAAAUGGGUGUUCUAUCCUACAUUCCCAGAUUUGCAAUCCUUGCAACUCGUAUGGAGCAGUACAUUCAGGGACAGUCUAGGGAUUUGGUUGACCAAGCAUAUACAAAAUUUGUUAGCGUAAUGUUUACAACCUUGGAAAAAAUAUCACAAACAGAUCCAAAGUAUGCAGAUAUUUUUCUCUUUGAGAACUAUGCUGCUUUUCAGAAUAGUUUGUAUGACCUUGCCAACAUUGUGCCCACAUUGGCCAAGUUUUAUCAUCAGGCCAGUGAAGCCUAUGAACAAGCUUGCACGCGCCAUAUUAGCAUGAUCAUAUACGUUCAAUUUGAACGUCUUUUCCAGUUUGCUCGAAGGAUUGAGGAUUUGAUGUUCACCGUUGCACCUGAAGAGAUACCUUUCCAGCUUGGGUUGUCAAAAAUGGAUCUUCGAAAAAUGUUAAAAACCAGCUUAUCUGGGGUUGACAAGUCCAUUAAUGCGAUGUAUAAGAAACUACAGAAGAAUUUGACUUCAGAAGAACUGUUACCUUCCUUAUGGGACAAAUGCAAGAAAGAGUUUCUCGACAAGUACGAAGGUUUUGCUCAACUUGUGGCUAAGAUUUACCCUAAUGAGACAUUCACAUCUGUUGCAGAGAUGAAAGGCAUUUUAGCUAAUAUGUAAAUGAUGUAUGUGUUUGUAUAUAUUAUUCUUUUUUCCAUCUUCUAAUCUUUUUUUUGUUUCCAUUGUUGUAUGUAAUUUUAUUUAUUCAAUAAAGUGCAUCUUUUUGUAGCUUUAA
This is a messenger RNA of Medicago truncatula (barrel medic), 2896 nucleotides long. RefSeq names its product exocyst complex component SEC3A. Lineage: Eukaryota; Viridiplantae; Streptophyta; Magnoliopsida; Fabales; Fabaceae. The transcript has 25 exons. Gene Ontology annotation, cellular component: exocyst; plasma membrane. Bases 127 to 2781 code for a protein of 884 amino acids. Gene Ontology annotation, biological process: exocytosis; Golgi to plasma membrane transport. The record is from RefSeq and is a predicted model, not a curated record. Gene Ontology annotation, molecular function: phosphatidylinositol-4,5-bisphosphate binding.